GUUUGCCGCAAGCUCAAUCCACCUCCAGAUCCACCUUGGUGUUAUCCAAUUCACCCCAGAGGUUCCCCCCAUUCCAAUUCGUACCCUGGGCCAUUCAUCCACCCAUAAACCACCUCAAAUAUACUCGCCCAAUCUCAUCGCCCUCAUCAUCAUCACCACUAUCAAUCUCAGGAUCCACCAGCCCUUGACUACCACCACCAUCACAACCCUCCCUAAUCGCAUCCAAUCUUAGCGCCUAUCCAGCGAGUAUCACCUCGAACCACCCAACCACCCAACCACCCAACCACCCAACAACCAUACCUCCCCCCACCCACAAUGGACGACACCGCCACCACCCGCCAACCCUCCACGACCUCCAACCCCCCCAGCGUCGAAAACGCCUACAAGCGCAAAUGCCUCGCCCUCAAGAAACGGCUCAAUGAAAUCGAAGAAGAGAAUGAACUGAUGCGCGUCCGCAACCGUCGCGGCUGGCAAUACAUCCAGAAAAUGCGACUGGAAUCGUGCAUCUUGCUCGAACGACUCGCCAAAGUCACCGGCAUGACGGAGGAGGCGCAGGCAGGCGUGAACCCGGAACUGCGCGCUCGCGCGGCGGCCAUGAUGACGAAUAUCUCGUCUUUGACGGGUGGGAAUGCGGAGGGGAAGAAUGGGGGUUCUGUGCCGCUGUAUUUGGAUGAUGAGACUGAGGGGAGUUCGGAUGAGCAGCCGCCUACGCCCCAAGAACGGCCCCUGCGCGUCAAACGAUCCAGGAAAUCGAACCUGCCGAACGACGCCGGUCUGGAAGAUGAACCGGCGAACAACAACACCGGCAACAAAGAUAAAGAGAGUAACAAGGAUGUCACGGAAUCCGGCGCUGCAGGCGGUGCUUCAUCCUCGUCUUUGCCUCGACUUGCGCCGGCCCCGUCGCAGGAGGAAAUGACCUCUUCAUUCCGUAUUCAAACAGGACGUAAUGGUUCCGCGCAUGAUAAGGAUAGCAGUGAUCGCGGAAGCAAUAACCCCGAAUCUGCGGAGCAGAGGGGUGAUGCUGUAGAGGAUGAGACAACGCCAAUGGAUAUGGAUGCUAAGGAGCCGAAGGAGGAGAGGGAGGCAUGAUAUGAUACCAAUCAUACAUUUAUAUUUUUAUUUUUACCUUUUCAUUUACCGUUUUUUUUUUUUCUCUAGGGACAUUGAAUCUGAUAUUCCCUGACCCACUUUUCUUCCACCAUCUUGGCUCUAUUCUAUUGUGAUAAUGGGUGUUUUAUUACUCGGGUUAUUUUUAUUUUAUCUUGCUCGGGGAGAACUUUCGCUGUAUCCGAUAUCUUAUUCUUAAGUGCUUUUAUAGUAUGCUAUGGUUUCAGGAACGGGGUGGUAUUCAAUUCUAUAUACUGAAUACCUAGCGAAACAUGGCCUUUUACCUUCCUCUUUCUUCUUUGUCGUCGUUGCCCUAUUGCUGAGUGAGUUGUAUGCUAUAGAAAAAGAAUAUCCGUAUUUAUAGCAGCAAUCAAUCGAUCAAAUGAUAUGAAAGAG
Molecule: messenger RNA, 1503 nt
Organism: Aspergillus sclerotioniger CBS 115572
Lineage: Eukaryota; Fungi; Ascomycota; Eurotiomycetes; Eurotiales; Aspergillaceae
Exons: 2
Coding region: 316-1089 (257 amino acids)
Source: RefSeq, a predicted model, not a curated record